Molecule: messenger RNA, 4755 nt
Organism: Heterostelium album PN500
Lineage: Eukaryota; Evosea; Eumycetozoa; Acytosteliales; Acytosteliaceae
Gene: gefR
Product: Ras guanine nucleotide exchange factor
Exons: 4
Coding region: 1-4755 (1584 amino acids)
Biological process (GO): positive regulation of GTPase activity; Ras protein signal transduction
Cellular component (GO): plasma membrane
Molecular function (GO): guanyl-nucleotide exchange factor activity
Source: RefSeq, a predicted model, not a curated record
AUGAGUGCAACAAGCGAUCAGGAUAUGCAUCCUCAAGACUAUUUUGAAUAUGUCUUGGAGAUUAUAAAACAGGUAAUUGUGGAGACAAAAACUUUGUCUGCCAUCAAUUCAAACGAUAAGGAUCAAGCUGAUAAAAUUUUGAAUGAUGCAGCUUGCUCCGUUGUAAAGAAUAUCUCAAUUUUAAUUAAACUUAUGGAGCAAUUUCCAUAUCCAUAUCAACAUGUCGAACAUCAUUUAUCACACUUUAUGGAAUCGAUAAAGAAUCUAUCAUCUCUGGUUUUAGAAUUGAUUGCUGCUGCACGUGUAACGAAAUCAUCAUCGAUUGAAUGUGUAAAGGCAGUAGUCAUGUCCUAUCACAACUUCAAGACAAACUUUUUCCAGUUUGAAGAUCAACAACAGAGUCAACAACAACAGCAGGUGCAAGAUGAGCAUGUCGUCCAGUUCCAGCCAGUCGAAGAGCAGGAUGAGGAGGAGCUGAUUCAACCCGAGGAGAUUCCAGUUGCUCAAGUCAAAGUGUUGCAUGAAACAUCACCACCACACCGUGGUAGCAACUCUGCUACACCAACCAAAACAGCUGCAUCAACAGCAUCAAGCAAUCAUUCCACACCAAACAAACCAGCAACCUCUGGAAAUCCAAACAUUCCAAGCAUCAAUACCAACAAUAAUGAGUCAUUCGGUGACCUCUCAAAUCUGGCGGCUCCACAUUCACCAAAAGCAGUGGACAUGGAUGAAAUUGCCAAAAUCGAAAAGGGAGCAGUCAAUUUGAUUCUCAAUGUUAAUAGAAUUACUGAAGCCAGUAUCGAAGGUGACUACGAUGCACUACUCGCUGCGGCCAAAGGUAUUUCCAACGAGGUGAUGCAAAUCGCCAAGUUGUUGCCACUGAAGAAUCUUGGAAACAGCUUGAGAGAGUCCGCUGUCAAUGUUAUAUCGCUAUCAAAGUUGGUGUUGAAGAACAAGAACGAUCAAUACUAUGUGGAUCAGUUGGAGUUGGCAGUUGGUAAACUCAACGACAUCCUCAAGAAUACUAUUUUCCAUGUUAAGCAUUCAUCACAGAUCAAUUUGUCACAGGCAUUCGGACUGGAUAGCAGUUCCAUCGGUGAGUCGCCAAGAGACGAGAGUUCAACUCCACCCAUUUCUGCGCGUGCCACCAGAGUUAUCAAAGAGGAGCAGUUGAUCGAAGUGGAAAGAGAACGUCAGGAGAAAGAAAGACAAGACCGACUUGAGCAGGAGCGUCUCGACAAGGAAAGAGAACGUCAAGAGAAGCUGGAACAGGAACGUCAGGAAAAGGAAAGACUGGAACGAUACAAUCAGGAGAAGGAGAGAAUAGAACGCGAGCGUGCCGAAGAAGAAAGAAAGGAAGCACUACGAUUGGAACAAGAGCGAAUUGACAAUGAGCGAUUGGAAUUGGAGCUUGCAAGAAUGACUCUAGAGAAGAAAGAGUUGGAGCGCAAACAAAAGUUGAUCGACGAGGAGAAAGCCAAGUUGGAGUUGGCAGAGAAGGAGCGAUUGGCUUCCGAGAAGAAAGAACGCGAUAGAUUGGCAAAAGAGAAAUUCGAAAAGAUUGAAAAGGAGAAACUUGAUAAAUUAUAUGUGAAUGCAGGUGCCGCUGGAACUUCAUCGUCGGGAAGCACCUCCUCACAAUCGACAUCGCAACCAAGUUCCACUUCAAGUUCACCCAAUGCAAGUCUACCAGCUACUCCAGUGAUACAUUCAGUCAACAACCACUCUGGCGAAGACUAUCUCAGACCACCAACAGCAACCGGCGGUCACAAAGAAAAAGAUCUUUCCAGUGAGGAUAAAGAUAAAUCGAGAGGUGGAAAAGGUGAGAAAGACAAAGAUAAAGACAAGGAGGGCAAUAAAACCAUUGGUAAAUUCCUUAGUAAAUUCGUCCACAAAGGUGGAAGUAAGAAGAGACAGCCGAUUCCAUUCGAACAAUCGCCAUCGAGUGGAAGUGCCAGUCCAUCACCAAAUUCCAUCACACCGCCACUCGGAGAUUCGCGAGUAUCACCUUUGGCAACCUCUUCAGUUUCGUCACUUGAGACAUCGGCAGCAAUGUCCAGUUCACCUUUGCGUUUGACAGCGUCCGUUCCAUUGAAUCCAGCAUCAAACAUGUUUGAUAUCAAGGAGGAGUUGACUCCACCUGCUGCCACCAGUCCAGAGCGUAUCACCUCAUUCUCUGUUUCCAUUCCAGUUGUAUCGCUUUCGGAAUCUCAACAACAACAACAUCCGAUCAAUCCAUCUCUCAACACAUCGGCUGGUGGUCUGCCACUUGCAGAGUCGCCAUCGCGUAUCUAUCUCCGAAAGAAAACCGAACGUUCACUCAACAUUGGUAUGGUCAAUGGAAAGCAUUCCAACCCUUCACUCCACACCAGUGGCGAACAUCACCACCACCUCCAUUCACACCACAACAACAACUCACCAUCCAAACGUCCAAUCAAUAAGCGAUCGGAUCCUUCACUGCAAUUCGACCACGCCAGCACUUCAAAUUUGAUUAUCAACAUGCUGCUCAACGAGUAUCCAGAGUUUGCCAAAGAGUGGAAACAAAAGAAUGCCGACGACACUGGAAAGAGCACAGAGAAGAUCAACUCUAUCAUAAAACAACACGUUGAGGAUUGCAUUCAAUCGGUAACUCAACAGACUCGUUCUGGUAAUUCAACUUCGAUCGUCAAUCAAAUCAACAAUAGCAUCGUGUUGAAUCAAUUGAUCAAUGAAGCACACAACGACAAUCAAUAUCAAACUCUUAGUUUGCGAUACAAGAUGACCAAGAAGCUGUCGACCAUCAAAAAGAAGAGUGCACCAGCCAAAGCAUCGAUUUUGCCAGGCGCAAACGGUGCCAACAGUGCAGCGAACGAUUCCUCCAACUCUGCUCUCACCAACGUUGACGAAGCUUCACAGAAAUUGGUUGUCACUGCCAGUGAAUUCGUUGAGAAAUCAAUUGAGCUUGUCAACCAAGCCUACGAAUUCUCGGUGAAACAACAUCAUAGCGAUAGUGAUACCUCUCACUUGGCGGAGCCAACUGAAGAGGUUUACGAUACAGUUUCGAAGCUAUUGAAUUUGGCAAUCACUGUUGGACGUAUUGAUGACAAACCAUUGUUUUCCAGUCAGAUCAAGAACACUCAAAAGUUGGUGUCGAACUCCAAGAAUUUGGGUCCAGGUAAAGUCGAUGCCACUCUUGUCACUUGUGCUUCGAUGUAUCGCCAAUUCGUAGAGCGUUCACUGGAGAAGUCGAUCAUCUCACAAUGCAUUGCUGUUCGUGCCAUCUCCAUUCAGAUGACCACAAUCAUCAUCGGUAUCUCCUCAAAGCCAUGGGACAGCAAUGUCCAACUGCAGCUAUUUGCCACUGCCAAUACUUUCUGUGAGUGUCUAGUGAAGCUGUUGUCGAGUGUCGCCAACAAAGUCUACCUCAAGAGUUUGCCAUUGAAGGAUGUCGACGAAGAGUUGGACGCUCUCUCCGAACCCGAGGAGGAUAUCAACAUUUGGUUGGAAGGAAACUCGCCAGCCAAUGUCAAACUCGAUUGGAUUUCCGACGAGGGUUCAAAGACUGGAAGAUACGUACCGAAAGCCGGUACCCUCAACAAACUCAUCGAGUCACUCACCUCUGAGAAACCAUACGAUAUCUCAAAAUUCACAAAGACAUUCCUUCUCACUUAUCUCUCAUUUACAUCGGCACGCAAACUCCUGGAGAAGUUGAUCCAGCGUUACACUGUGCCCGACGACAAGGACCAGAGCUUCAAAAUCAAGGUUCAGGUGCGUGUCGCUUCUUUCAUGAAGACAUGGGUCGAAAGAAACUAUGCCGAUUUCGACCCGGCAUUGCUGGACGAUGUCAAACAAUUUGCCAACAGCCGUUUGCUCGCCGACGACCAUGGUGAUUUGGCUAGAUUGUUGGUCUCCACUAUUAUGCAGCGUGAGGCUGACAAUACCGAGCGUUUGAAGCAGUUGGCCAAUCCAUCGUUCCCAGAACUGAUGAUUCCAGAGGGACAAAAGUCACCGGCAACUCUCUUCAACCUUCUCAACGACAGUGAAAUUGCUCGUCAACUCACAUUGAUCGAGGCAUCAAUCUUUGGAAGAAUUGAAGCCAACGAAUUCCAAGAGCAAAGCUGGAGCAAAGAGCAUUUGAAACAUCGUUCACCCAACAUCAUGGAUCUCAUCAACCGUGCCAACAAAUUCUCAUUCUGGGUGGCAUCUCAAAUCCUAUGGCAAGAGGAAAUCGCAGAUCGUGUUAAAGUCAUUGAGAAAUUUAUAAAUAUUGCCAAGCAUCUAAGAGAUAUGAAUAACUUUAAUUCAUUAAUGAAUAUUUAUGCUGGUUUGAAUCAAUCCAGUAUCAUUCGUUUGAAAAAGACUUUUGCACAAUUGUCUCCAGCUGCAACUACCACCUAUGCUGCUAUCGAGAAGUUAAUGAAUACAAGUGGAUCAUAUAAAGCAUACCGUCAAGCACUUAAAGUUGCAACACCACCUUGUUUACCUUAUUUACCUGUAAUUUUAUCAGAUUUAACAUUUAUGGAAGAUGGUAACCCAGAUAAGAUUGGACACAUGAUCAAUUUCCAAAAACGAGAACUUAUCUGUCGUGUCAUCACUGAAGUACAGACUUUCCAACAAACCAAAUAUGACUACCCAAUUGUUGAACCUAUCCACACACUUCUUUUGGAGCUACCAUCUUCAUCAGACAACGAACUCUACCAACUUUCACUUCUACGUGAGCCAAGAGAGACAAAUGGAACCAUUAAAGAAAGCUCUGUAAUGUCACCAAAGAAAUAA